Lampris incognitus (smalleye Pacific opah) is the source of this 3523-nucleotide messenger RNA. RefSeq names its product coiled-coil domain-containing protein 127-like. Lineage: Eukaryota; Metazoa; Chordata; Actinopteri; Lampriformes; Lampridae. Bases 43 to 924 code for a protein of 293 amino acids. The transcript has 4 exons. The record is from RefSeq and is a predicted model, not a curated record.
GCUAGUUGGUGGGACAGAGGAAGAUGCAGAGGACAGGAAGAGAUGGAAACAGAUGAUCCGCUGUGGCGACCCCAAACAGGAGCAGCCGAAAGUAGUACCUCCAUGAACAACUUGAAUGACCCCCCUGGAUGGAACAUUCAACCAGAGCCUGGACGAGGAGCAGCAGGGGGUGGUGAUGGAAACCAAUGGAACUAUGCCUUUCUGGUCCCCAUGCUGGGACUGGCUGCCUUUCGUUGGAUCUGGACCAGGGAGUCUCAGCAAGAAAUCCAGAAAGCCAAAGCUCAUUAUGAUAAGGAGAUGGUCAAAGUGAGCAGUGAGCUGGAGACACGGUACCGGCAGACAUUGACAGAGGGGCGUAGGGCAGCAGCGCUGCUGGAGCUUGAACUGGAGAAAGAGAGGCAGAGGGUCAAAGGCUAUAAGCAGGCUCUGGUCUCCCAGAGCCAGCAGCUGAUGGAAGAGCGCAAGCAGCUACGGCAGGAGCGCGAGAGCUUGGAGCAGGAGAAGCAAAAGAUGGUGGAGUCUGGCGAGGCGGGGGCCUUACUGCAAAAUGCCCUGGAACAAGAAAAAGACUGGCACCGUCGGGCCACAAACACCCUGAAGGAGCUCGAGGGUCAGUUAGUGGAGAGACAGAAUGCCUACUGCUCCCUUUUCAGACCCCGAGAGCAUCGGUUGGAGUUGGAGAAGAACAUGCUGCUCUGGGUCGUCAAAGAACCCGUCAGUGGAGAAUUGGAUCUAGAGACAGGUGUGAAGGAUAUUUUAAAGAAUGAUAAGCAUUGCGCAAAUGUGCUGAACGCAAACAAGAGGGAAAACGGCAGCCUUAUGUGGCUGUAUCUUAAGUACUGGCAGCUGCAGGCCACCGUCCGAACACACCAGAGAGCAGAGCAAGCCCUGCUGGGAGGAAAACAUCAGUCUCGUGCCAAGUGACCUUAGGAAAAAAAAUUAUUGAUAUUGUGUUAGUUGUUUGAUUUUGUGGGAAUGAGCAAAUGAGAUCUCAAACACAUUUAAGUCAGGGAUGGAAUUGGCGAGUAUAAACAGGUUGGGAGGUUGAUUUGACUUGGCAGAUUUGGAAUGGGAUGUAAGAGAGAUGUUACAGAGGUGGCAGCUAGAUAAUCUUGCAUGGAUAUUUCCCAGCAUCCCUAUGUGUAAUCCCUGAUCUCAGUUUUACAAGGAGAGGAGCAAAAUUGUAAUGUGUUGAUCAUGCUGAAAUACUACAACACUAAUAGUUAGAAAAAAAAACAUCAAGCGGGCUAUAUAGUUACCCAAACACAGUGAUGUUAUUAUAAAGUAUGCUUAAAUGAAUUAAGGAUUAUUAAGGUUCAUUUACAACUGUCUUUUCACAUCAUAGAGAUGCCCAAAAGUUACCAAGUGAUUUGAUCCAGACAGAAUAGAUGAUUGUCCUGUCUUGAGUUGUGAAUCAUUAAGAGGCCAUAGCACAAAAAAUGCAACUCUAAUUGUUUUGUAGCACACUGUUAAUCAUAGGAAAUGGUUGACAUAAUAUAGACGGUAAUCAAAUUCAAAAAUCAGUCAAAAAUCUAUUAAGGCGUUAAUCAAAACAGGCAGUUGGUUUUUCAAGAACACUGACAACAUCCUCAUUCUCUAGUAAAUGGGUAUUUACAUGUCUUUUAUCAACAUCAGAGUAAUUAUAAUUGACCUAAGUUUUUAGUGACUAUACCGUGGGACAUGACAUCACUGUAUUUUUUUUUGCCAACUGUACUUAUGUUUGUUAUUUGCACUGGCCUUCCAACCGUGACCUUUUUCCUUUUCCUGUGGUAUAUUGACUCUGUGUGUCAAUGUGUGUCUGUUGAUGUUAUUCCCCCACUUGACCAUUAACAUUUUCAGUUUCUUGUUUUCUGUAUAGUAAAUGUUUACGGGAGCAUCCUAUGCAUGGUGGGGGAAACAAAUAUCACAAAAAUAUUCCAAGGUUGCUGCAUGCGAGUCGAACCAAUCCUGGAAUGAGGCAUAGAGAACCUUACAUUACUUCUAAUACCUUCAAGUGGGUUUCCUUCUACAUUUCCUGUCCUUUAUCCUCAUUCCGUCCUUCAAAUUCUUAGAUCUGUAUUAGUUUUCCUUCUCCCUUCCUCAUAUCUUUCCUUCAUAUCUUCUUUAGAGCCAUCUUUAACUCAUGCUUGCCUCCUGCCUUCGUUCAGGAUUCUGCUUGGAAUGAGCAAAGACAACCAUGUAACAUGCUCUGCAAACAGUUCAAACAGCACUUCUUUGUUUUACAACUGAACCGCUGGGUUUUGGGAUGGGGAGGGGUCUGUCCAUAAUAAGGGUACAGCUUUGUUUUGACAAUAACUUAACAUAUGAGCUGUGCAUAAAAUUGGAGUUGAUGUGGGACCGGCUCAUUGAGACUCUAUUCAUGUGCACCGCUCAUAAUAAAUUUGUGUUUAAGGCCCUUAAUUGUUGAUGUCUCUGUGUGUAUUAAUUACCUGUAGGAGGAUACUGUAGUGCUGUUAGCUCACCACUGGAAGGCGCUUCCACAGAACUUGUGUGCAGAAAAAUUAGUAAACAACGCCCAGAUCAAUACAGUGCCUGUAUACAAAGGCAUUUAUUGUGUACAGCACACCAGUAUCCACGCUGAGCUUCAUCCAUAAUGCAAUAUCUAUGUCAAGGUGCCCUGCUUGACUCUGUCUGUGCUCAUAUACUUGAACUGUCUGUAAAAUAAAAAGCAAAAAGGACAACUCAAAAUAUAAUAUCCUCCUGUAACACUUGUGAAUAUACGCCAACCAGUACUAAACCAGAAAAAAACUUUACAACUGAUCCAACAUCAUUCAUUAAAAUCUAAAAAGGCAAUGAAUUGCUAAGAACAUCUGCCAACUUCAGAUAUCACUGUCAAAAUCGAGAAUCGUCAAACUUGAAUUUUUCCCUAAGCAUAAAACUUAACUCUAGUAAUCCUUAAAAACAAUCCUAAAAUACUGUAGCGUCAAAAUAAGCAUGUGCAAUCUGUGCAUUUGUAACACUUAAGUACUGCACAGUAUUAAUGACAUUAUUUAAAACAUCAUAUUUCGCUGUCACCGGCAUAUUCUGUCAUCACCUGCCAACAGAAAAAGGCAGCAAACACACAGUGAACACAGAGGUGUGUAUAAUGUACAGUAUGUGAGCAAAUGGGAUGGUCAACUAUAGACCCCUUGAGGUGUCUGAAUUUUUAUUAUCACUGAAAAUGCAAAAGGUUUUUUUAUUUUAUUUUUUCCCCUCCUUUUUCUCCCGAAUUGUACCUGUCCAAUUACCCCACUCUUCCGAGCCAUCCUGGUCUCUGCUCCACCCCCUCUGCUGAUCCGGGAAGGGCUGCAGACUACCACAUGCCUCCUCUGAUACAUGUGGAGUCACCAGCCGCUUCUUUUCACCUGACAGUGAGGAGUUUCACCAGGGGGACGGAGUGCGCGGGACGAUCACGCUAUUGCCCCCAGUUCCCCUGAACAGACUCCCUCUCUCCUGUUGCCAACAAUGAACACGCACACAUGCACAGCCAUAACAGAAAUUUACCCCACAGAGCUGACUCAAAGUUGAUCUCAUUUGAAUGAAA